AUGACAUAUCAAAAAAUCAUUGAUAAUCAGAGGCCUCCUAAACCAACUGAGGAGUGGCGUAGAAUCUUAGAAUCUGUUAGCAUCUCUGAUCGGAUUUCAGAAAAUAACCAAGAAUCUUUACAGCUGGUAAGUGCUGAGCAUGAUACCUCCUCUACUAACAUACAAGAAGAUGAGGUCGUUCAUACAGAGCACCCUAGAGAUGAAGAAGAUAGUGCAAAUUCCCAUAUAAGGCUAAAUACAGCUAGUACAAAGGCAAAAGAUGAAUCUUCACCAGUGGAAAAAAAUAGAAUAAUCAAUUCUUCCAAAGAUGAUACAUCAAGACGAGAAUCUGAUCUUAAUAAAUUAUUAAAUAUUACUGGAAAUAUU
Dentiscutata erythropus is the source of this 366-nucleotide messenger RNA. The record is from the annotation of a GenBank genome assembly. NCBI's taxonomy places the organism in Eukaryota, Fungi, Glomeromycota, Glomeromycetes, Diversisporales, Gigasporaceae.